GGCUAGGGAGAGCUCAGUGGGGGCAGGGAAGGGGUUAAGUGCUGCUUCAGUCGCUGUCUGUGCCUCAGCGCUCCGGUGUGCCGCCGCGGCUCCGAUCAGCUGUCAGCUCCAAAGACACGCCCCCAUUCCGCCGCCCCGGACCAAUGAGAGGCGCCGAUGCUGGCAGGUGCGGGUGUUAUUGUUUUGGGCAGAAGUUAAAGGCCUGGGAGACAGGAGAGCUGCCUGAAUACCCGGUGCCCACACACUGGCACUUCCGCGCCCAGGGGCCGGGACCCUCCGUAACGGCACCCCCUCCCAUCGGGCCCCACUACAUCCGCUGUGAGCCGGGGAACUCGGGGGAGAAGGGCCCCCAGCACCUGGUUACACACACAGCCGCCCCAAUGAGGAGAGACAUGAACGGAGUGACCAAGAGCCGGUUUGAGAUGUUCUCAAACAAUGACGAGGCUCUGAUCAAUAAGAAACUUCCAAAGGAGUUGUUGCUCAGGAUCUUCUCUUUCCUGGAUGUGGUAACCUUGUGUAGGUGCGCACAGGUCUCCAGGGCCUGGAAUGUACUUGCUCUUGAUGGCAGCAACUGGCAAAGGAUAGACCUGUUUGACUUCCAGAGGGAUAUAGAGGGCCGUGUGGUAGAGAAUAUAUCCAAGCGCUGCGGUGGGUUUCUUAGAAAGCUGAGCUUACGUGGAUGUCUGGGUGUAGGAGACAACGCUCUCAGAACCUUUGCUCAGAACUGUAGGAACAUUGAGGUGUUAAAUUUAAAUGGCUGCACAAAGAUCACAGACGCAACGUCCACGAGCCUCAGUAAAUUCUGCUCCAAGUUGCGCCAACUGGACCUAGCUUCCUGCACAUCUAUCACUAACCUCUCCCUCAAGGCAAUCAGCGAGGGCUGUCCCCAACUGGAGCAACUGAACAUCUCGUGGUGCGAUCAGAUCAGUAAGGACGGGAUCCAGGCUCUAGUAAAAGGCUGCGGGGGGCUCCGUCUCCUUUCUCUCAAAGGCUGCACACAGCUGGAAGAUGAAGCACUCAAGUUUAUUGGCUCCCACUGUCCAGAACUUGUGACAUUAAAUCUACAGGCAUGUUCACAGCAGAUAACAGACGAUGGUCUCAUUACUAUAUGUCGUGGAUGCCACAAGCUCCAAUCUCUAUGUGCCUCUGGCUGCUCCAACAUUACAGACUCCAUUCUUAAUGCACUCGGACAAAACUGCCCCAGGCUCAGAAUACUUGAAGUAGCACGAUGUUCACAGCUGACAGAUUUGGGAUUCACCACUUUGGCAAAGAACUGCCAUGAGCUGGAGAAGAUGGACCUGGAGGAAUGUGUACAGAUCACAGAUAGCACACUCAUCCAACUUUCCAUACAUUGCCCCAGGCUGCAGGUAUUGAGUCUGUCACACUGUGAGCUUAUAACAGACGAUGGGAUCCGCCACCUAGGGAACGGCGCGUGCGCCCACGACCGGCUGGAGGUCAUCGAGCUGGAUAACUGUCCCCUUAUUACAGAUGCAUCUCUUGAGCACCUUAAGAGCUGCCAAAGCCUAGAGAGAAUAGAACUGUAUGACUGCCAACAGAUUUCCAGAGCUGGCAUCAAAAGGCUGCGGACUCAUCUUCCAAACAUUAAAGUUCACGCCUACUUUGCUCCGGUCACCCCUCCUCCAUCCGUGGGGGGCAGCAGACAGCGCUUCUGCAGAUGUUGUGCCAUUCUUUGAGAGAAGGGACACCUCGGCUUUGCCCCUCCCACGUGGGGCUCUGGGCGGACUCAUUCACAAGAGAAUGCGCCAGCCAUAGUGGUGGAGAGAAUGAAUGCCACUCCUCGAGAGAGAGCCAGAGCGCUCAUCCACCCUCCCCCCCACUGAUAGGGUGUGGUAGGGCUCACCCAUUCUUUUUCUUUUUUUUUUAAUUUUAAUUUUAUUUUUUUCUACCCCAGAUAGAGAAUAUUUGAGGGUUAGGGUUGCCUUGAACAGCUGGGGAAGCCCACAGCACUCCGGGGAGCUCACAACAUAGGAAGAGGGUCAGCUGCUGCAUUUGGGGUGGAUCGUCAGACUGUAAGAUUUGUGAUUUAGGGGACAGGCCAACACCCCCCCAAUUCAUACCAUCUUUCCCUGGUCCUGUAUCAGCAGAGGCUAUUUUUUUUUUUUUUUGACGCAACCUACUUUGUGCCUCUGAAUGGUGGGAUGGGGGAGGGAUGGCAACACGGUUCCCCAUUGGCUCAUUGGGAGCAGACAUUUGUUAUGGAUAUCAGAGAGCAGACCCCCCCCCUUCACAAAGAUGGACCUUCAGAUCAACCCCUUCCUGUUGCCCCUCUACCCUCGGCACUGCAGCAGCAAGGCGGCACCCUUCCUCACUGUACCCCCCCCUGGGGUAGUGUAUCGUGGAUGCUCUCCAGAUCCUUAUAAUGCAUUCCCCAGAAAUGAGAACAAAAAAAAAUGGAAAAAAAAAAAUUAUAUAUUAUAUAAAUAUAUAUAAAUAUAUAUAUAGACUUUGUACAAUAUAAUUUUAAUGAUAUUGCGGGUUGCUCCCUUCUCACACUCAUGUGGAUGUGAUAAUGCCAAUUACAGAAGUAUAAAUUAAAACGAAAGCAACAAACUGCAACUGGUCAGGAGUAAGCAGCGGAUUGGUUGCCGUAGGCAUGUGUGUGUUUGUGGGUCCAUGUGUCAUGUCUGUGCUCACAGUGUGCCCUAUUAUAUUACUUGCUCAA
Messenger RNA from Xenopus tropicalis (tropical clawed frog), 2683 nucleotides. RefSeq names its product F-box and leucine-rich repeat protein 20 (gene fbxl20). Gene Ontology annotation, cellular component: membrane. Gene Ontology annotation, molecular function: ubiquitin-like ligase-substrate adaptor activity. Gene Ontology annotation, biological process: protein ubiquitination; SCF-dependent proteasomal ubiquitin-dependent protein catabolic process; regulation of defense response. The transcript has 15 exons. The record is from RefSeq and is a predicted model, not a curated record. NCBI's taxonomy places the organism in Eukaryota, Metazoa, Chordata, Amphibia, Anura, Pipidae. Bases 144 to 1694 code for a protein of 516 amino acids.